UCCCGGACGACUUGCCAAGUGGACUGCCACCCGAACGACCCCAGGAUCACAAAAUCGAGCUAGAGCCCGGCGCGCAGCCUACUGUACGCACGCAAUGGCGCCUGACUCAGCCGGAGCUACAGGAGUUACGAAACCAACUGGACUACCUGCUGGCGAAAGGGUUCAUUCGGCCGAGCACGUCACCGUUCGCAGCACGGAUCCUGUUCACGCCAAAAAAAGACGGCGGCCUUCGCAUGUGUACGGAUUAUCCUCGCUACUUUUCGAAGAUCGACCUUCGUGGCGGUUACCAUCAAAUUCGGGUGUUCGCUGACGACUGCCACAAGACCGCGUUUCGUACUCGCUACGGGAGUUACGAAUACACGGUGAUGCCGUUUGGAUUAACAAAUGCCCCCUCGACGUUCCAACUCACCAUGAAUGGGGUGUUCCGCGAUCUACUCGACAAAUGCGUAAUAAUUUACCUGGACGACAUCCUGAUUUACAGCAAGACCCGGGAGCAGCAUUUAAAGGAUUUGGAAGCGGUUUUUCAGCGGUUGCAGCAGCAUCGUCUCAUCACCAAGGGCUCCAAGUGCGAGUUUUUAAAACAAGAACUGGAGUUCCUGGGGCAUGUGAUCUCCAUGGAGGGGAUUCGAAUAGACCCGAAAAAACUCCGGGCUAUUCAGGAGUGGCAAGCGCCAACAAAUCUGCAGCAGCUGCAAUCGUUUUUGGGUUUUGUGAAUUACGGGAAUUUUUACGAGUGGGGGGAGAAGCAGCAAGCUGCGUUCGAGGCAUUAAAAAAUCUUUUAAUGUCGCCACCGGUACUUCGCAUCGCUGACCCGGAACGGCCCUUCGAAGUCAUCACCGACGCAAGUGACAUCGCCAUCGGAGCAGUGUUCAUGCAGGAUUUCGGCAACGGGCUUCAACCAAUUGCGUACGAGUCUCGGAAAAUGCAAUCUGCUGAGCGCAACUACCCGGUACACGACAAGGAGAUGCUGGCGAUCGUCCACGCGUUCAAAAUCUGGAGGUGCUACCUGACUGGAGCAGACGUGACAGUGCGAACUAAUCACAAAUCAUUACAGUAUCUGAGGGCGCAGCCGAAUCUCAACCCGCGGCAAAUACGCUGGCUAGAGUACAUGGAGUCGAACUUCACGUACAAGAUCGCGUAUAAAAAGGGCGCCAACAAUAUUGCCGACGCCCUUUCCAGACCAUCUGCCCAACUCGCAGCAGUACUAGUCGCCCAGAGCAACUCGCUAUUGAGUGGACUAUUUACCCACGGCUAUUCGACUGACCCCUUCUUCGCGUUGCAGCCCCUCGAGCCACCUCAACGCCCAUGGCAACACGUAACGAUGGAUUUCGUUACGGGACUACCGGCCGGAUCCAGCGGAAACGACGCGGUUUUGGUGGUCGUCGACCGAUUGACGAAGAUGGUGCAUUUCGCACCAUGUCGUACAACCAUCACAGCCGAAGAAACAGCGCGCCUGUUCAUCUCGACCGUUGUUCGUCUACACGGGAUACCAGCAGCAAUCAUUAGCGAUCGAGAUCCGAAGUUCACGUCAAAAUUCUGGCAGGACAUGUGGGCUCGGUACGGCACGCGUCUACAGUUCUCAUCCGCUUAUCAAACGAUGGAGCAGCUGAUUCGGACAAACUGCCCUGACCGAAACAAAUGGGAGGACACUUAGGUGAGUGGCUUAGCUCUGCC
This is a messenger RNA of Closterium sp. NIES-67, 1675 nucleotides long. Lineage: Eukaryota; Viridiplantae; Streptophyta; Zygnematophyceae; Desmidiales; Closteriaceae. The record is from the annotation of a GenBank genome assembly.